UGGUCAAUCGGUUCGGUUCCAGUGGAGCCCCGCUCCAGAUUUUCCCGUUUAUCCCGACGUGAGGCUCUCGUUUUUCCGCACUGCACUCAGACGCAAAGAUCCUAUAGCGGAGCCUGCUGAGACGCGGGCCAAGGAUGGUGGGCGCACCCGGGUGGGCUGGAAGUUAGCGCUGGGCUGGAAGUUAGCGCUGGGCUGGAAGUUAGCGCUGGGCUGGAAGUUUGUGCUGGGCUGGAAGUUAGCGCUGGGCUGGGUUGUCUGUGCAAACUGCUGUAACUUGAAGCUGCUUCGAGAAUGCAGCGGCCGUGCCUUGCUGUGACAUGGGCAGUUUUUGUGCGGUUAGUUUUAUUGGUUUCUGUUUGUGACUGUGAACCAGUGGAAGAGGAAGUAAGUGCAAGGAGAAGUUUGGUCUGGGGGCCGGGUCUGAGGGCUGAGGUAGUGCUGCCGGUUCGCUAUUUCUAUAUCCAGGCGGUCAGCAACACGGGAGAAAAUAUCACCUCGUCCCCUGGCAGUAAUAUCUUCAUUGUGACAGUCAAAGUGCUCAACUCCAGAGAACAUGUUCGGCGUUAUGUACCAACACCCUCGGAUCGAAACGAUGGGACAUUUCUAAUGAGGUAUCGGCUGUAUGGAAGUGCCAUUGAGGGGCUAAACAUUGAAGUAUUUCAUCGAGGGCAACAUGUAGGCCAGUCCCCAUUUAUUUUAAAAGGUCCAGUUUAUCAUGAGUACUGUUACUGUCCUGAAGAGGAGCCUGAAAAAUGGAAAGCCACUGCAUCAUGUCCUGCAAAAGAAGAACAAAUUUCUAGUGACUUUGUUAACUUUCCCAGUAUAGAUCUUUCACUUCUGCUAGAAGAAGUGCCAAACAGAUUUGGUGAUCGAGGUAUUGUCCACUACACCAUAUUAAAUAACCAGAUUUAUCGACGAACCAUGGGACGGUACACGGACUUCAAAAUGUUUUCAGAUGAAAUGCUUCUAUCUUUAGCAAGGAAAGUUCACUUACCUGAUGUUGAAUUCUAUGUAAAUGUUGGAGAUUGGCCAUUGGAAACCCGUAAAACAAAAGAUAACCCCUUGCCUAUCAUUUCUUGGUGUGGCUCUGACGACACUGCAGAUAUUGUCCUUCCAACAUAUGAUAUAACGCGGUCUACAUUAGAAACACUGCGUGGUGUAACGAAUGAUCUACUUUCUAUUCAAGGACAGACUGGUCCCUCCUGGAGCAAUAAGACUGAACAAGCUUUUUGGAGAGGAAGGGACAGCAGUGAGGAGAGGCUGAAACUAGUGAGGAUUUCCAAAAAGAAUCCCAAUCUUCUGGAUGCUGGGAUAACUGCCUAUUUCUUUUUUCGUGAGGAAGAGCAGGCUCUUGGAAAAGCCCAACUGAUCAGUUUCUUUGAUUUCUUUAAGUAUAAAUACCAAGUGAAUGUGGAUGGCACUGUGGCAGCUUACAGAUUCCCUUACCUUAUGUUGGGUGACAGCCUUGUAUUGAAACAGGAUUCAAAAUAUUACGAGCACUUCUACAAAUCCCUAAAACCAUGGGUACAUUACAUUCCAGUGAAGAGAGACCUAAGUGACCUUUUAGAAAAGAUUAAAUGGGUGAAGGAAAAUGAUGCUGAAGCUCAGAAAAUUGCCAGAUUAGGACAAAUUCUCGCACGAGAACUCUUGCAGCCUUCAAGUCUUUACUGUUACUGUUACAAAGUCUUACAGGAGUAUGCGAGCCGGCAGACUAAUACACCAGAAAUUCGUGAGGGAAUGGAGCAUGUUGCACAGCCUUCUGAUCAUGAGUCCACAUGCAACUGCAAGCGAGCUUCCAAUAUAAAGGAGGAACUUUAACUAAUUUAUAUCAUUGCUUUGUGUUUUUUUUGUGUGCUUUCUUUGAGAAAUCCAUCUUUCGUGGUGCAUUUCUUGAAAGGGCCUGGAGUAAUGUUUAUUUUAAACGUGAAUAAAAAUGUCACUCGGUGGUCAUUAUUCACUACACUCUGAACCCUAUGCUGCUUUUGUGUAUAAUGUUAAUUCUGCCCCUGCGUCUACAAAUUGACGGUAUGAAAUGUGAAAUUAAAGACUGAACAUAGCAGGAAUAAUGUUUGUAAAUUUUAAAAUUAGUUUGUAGUUGUAUGAAACCCUUUUUAAGCUAUUACUUGCAAUUCAAAAUAGUCUAAGUGCACUUGAGCUGGUUUUAUUUGUUAAAUGGUGAAUUUAGUCUGUCAGGGAACAUCUCACUCAUUCUUAACAUCAGAAUUUGUUUUGCAAUAAAAGGGUAGUUUUCAGAACUAAUUUACUUCAGUACAUGCUUUUUGUGUAUUAUAAUAUAUAUGAGUUGUUUCGUACACCACAAUUCUAAUGUAUUUGCCUCAGAUAAAUGUUUAUAUUAAAUAC
Molecule: messenger RNA, 2361 nt
Organism: Leucoraja erinaceus (little skate)
Lineage: Eukaryota; Metazoa; Chordata; Chondrichthyes; Rajiformes; Rajidae
Gene: poglut3
Product: protein O-glucosyltransferase 3
Exons: 8
Coding region: 292-1818 (508 amino acids)
Cellular component (GO): endomembrane system
Molecular function (GO): glucosyltransferase activity
Source: RefSeq, a predicted model, not a curated record